Messenger RNA from Wickerhamiella sorbophila, 1302 nucleotides. RefSeq names its product putative 2-oxoglutarate-dependent dioxygenase DIN11. The record is from RefSeq and is a predicted model, not a curated record. The transcript has a single exon. Gene Ontology annotation, molecular function: dioxygenase activity. Lineage: Eukaryota; Fungi; Ascomycota; Dipodascomycetes; Dipodascales; Trichomonascaceae. Bases 1 to 1302 code for a protein of 433 amino acids.
AUGCGACACGCCGGCAGUGCAUUUACGCGAUCAGAAUCUCGAGUGCUGGGGUGCUGGACGGCGGGCCAAGUGCCAGCGGAGGCCGUAUUGCACCAGCAUCGUUCGAACACAAUUAUCCUGCUGGUUUCCCCGCACCGUCAUGCAGUCUCAGACGCCACCUCACCUGACUUGGCCAACUUAACCCAGGUAGAUCGGGCCGUAUCAUUGCUCAAACGUAACAUGGUCAAAUCACUGCCAAUUGUGGACCUGUCAUUGGCGAGCUCGCCGGAUACCAAGCCUGAGUUCCUUAGGCAGCUCAAGGAUGCGUUCUUUAAAAUCGGCUUUUUGUACCUGGUAAACCACGGUGUCGAAGAAAAGGCCAACAAGUUGCUGGAAUUGAGCCCUGGACUCUUUGAAGUGCCGCAAGAAGAAAAAGACAAGAUUGAUAUGAUCAAGAACCCCCAUUUCACAGGGUACACUCGACUGGGGGUCGAGCGAACUCAGAAAAAGCUCGAUCUUCGAGAGCAGUACGAUUUCGGUUCAGCCACAACUACGACUUACAAAAAGGGUGAUCCUGAGUGGAAACAAAUCCACGGGCCAACUGCUUAUUUACCCGAUAACGUUUACCCCGGCUACCAGGCUGCCGUGCAGGAGUACCUUGAUGCAAUGAGUGAUCUGUCAGACCGGAUGCUGCGCUUGACUGCAGAAUCCUUGGGACUGAGCCCGGAUGAGUUUGACGAUUUUAAAGGCGAUAUGAAUCGACUCAAAAUCAUCAAGUAUCCCCCACCUCCGAAAGACGGAUCGGCACUGCAGACCUCUCAGGGUGUUGGUGCUCACAAGGACUCCUCUGGAAUGUUUACAUACAUUGCCCAGGAUAAGGUAGGAGGCCUGCAGGUUCUCGAUAGUGAGGGUGACUGGAUCGAUGCAGUGCCAAUUGAAAACAGCUUUGUUGUUAACAUUGCCCAGGGGUUCGAAGCUCUCACCAGUGGCCGUUGUCAGGCAACCACUCACCGCGUAGUGGCCCCCUCAGAUGUCACUAGAUACUCGAUUGCGUAUUUCCAGGGCAUUCGAUUGUCGCUUACACUUGACGAGAUCCGAAAGGAGCAGGAUAUCAUUAACGAAAAGCUUCCUGAUCUACCGGAGGACUUGAGACGACGCGAGCGGGCCACUGCGAGCGAGUUCCUUGAUCCGCGGUACUCUUGCUUUGGAGAGGCGCAUUUGAGAAAUCGGGUGAUCAGCCAUCGUGACGUAUCUGAGGUCUGGUAUCCUGAACUUAACAAAAAGUAUGUUGCUGAGCUCGAAAAGUGGACAUAUCAGAUAUGA